Messenger RNA from Lycium ferocissimum, 399 nucleotides. RefSeq lists its product as uncharacterized. The record is from RefSeq and is a predicted model, not a curated record. Lineage: Eukaryota; Viridiplantae; Streptophyta; Magnoliopsida; Solanales; Solanaceae. The coding region runs from base 64 to 399 and encodes 111 amino acids. The transcript has 3 exons.
AAAAAGAAGAAGAAACAAAAAAAUUUCAAGAAACCAAAAUAAUAAUAAUCAAAUAAGACUGAUAUGUCAAGCAUGGGAUUUAUGUCUACUCUUAAUAGAGUUUUUGUUAGUGGAGCAUUCAGACCUUUCAAGACAACAAAUCGUUACCUAGUCACAGCAUUUAAAGAUGAGGCUCAAAACACAGUAAGAAAGGGUGCAGAUGCAAUGAAACAGGGGGCUGAUGCUGCCAAGAGAGCCAGCCAUGAAGUUAAAAACGAGACUUCCUCUGCUGCUGAUGAGGCCAUGCGCAAGACGAAAGCAGUGGGAGAUAAGGUGGCGGACACCGCACAAGACAUGGUGGAAAAGCAAAACACACGACAACAAACAUGGGAUUCGAUUAAAGAAACUACCAGAAAAUGA